AUGGAUUCAUACACUAAUGAAAGAUCGAGAUCAAGAUCUCCAGCUGGUAGAUUAGGCCAAGAGGACCCUCGUAGAGGGGGAUACCCAGAUCGUAGCAUCAGAGAAGAUAGAAGAUUAUCUAAUACCUAUCGCUCUGAUCCAAGGAGGUCUGAUGACCAUCCAAGAGAAAGGUAUCCUAGAGACAGAGGGAGAGGUAGAGACAACUACGCAGGCAGGUCUGGGGCUCGUGGAUAUCGCUCUUACCCCAGAGACAGAGACAGAGAAGGAUACGGACAUGGCCAAGGCAGCAAUUUUCGUCAUACGGCGCACCAUUCCACUCAUGAAGGAGGAAGAUAUGGUUCCAAUAGACAUUCUAGAUAUGACCAAGCUGCUGCAAAGGGCGACUAUGGUCCAAAGUUGGCAAGAGAACUAGAUUCUCCAUAUGACGAAAAAGUGAACAGAAACUAUGCACACAGUAUCUUCAUCGGUAAUCUAACUUAUAAUACAACUCCAGAAGAUCUAAAAGAGUACUUUGGUAAAAUUGGUGAAGUGCGUAGAGCAGAUAUCAUUACAUCUAGAGGGCAUCAUAGAGGAAUGGGUACAGUGGAAUUUAACAACAGUACUGAUGUGGAGACUGCAAUUCGAGAAUGCGAUGGUGCAUUAUUAAAUGGCCGUGCCAUAUUUGUCAGACAAGAUAAUCCUCCACCAAGUGAAAUGAGCAGAAGCCAAAGUAAUAAUGGUCCACCACCACCUCCAAAACGGGCUCAUGAUGAGGGUUAUGAAGUAUUCGUUGCACAAUUACCAUUCUCAGUUAACUGGCAAGAGCUCAAAGAUAUGUUUAAACCUUGCGGUGAUGUUUUGCAUGCUGAUGUUGUAAUCGAUCGAGAUGGUAAGUCAAGAGGGUUCGGUACAGUUUAUAUGGCCACUAAGGAGCAACAAGAGGAAGCAAUCCGUCGUUGGAGCGGUACCGAAUAUAAAGGACGCGUACUUGAUGUAAAGCUUGGAAAGGGUACAUUUACAAGUACACCAGUGUCCGGUGGGGACACUUAUAUUCCUUCACGUCCAGCAAAUAAUACUCCACCAGCACCAAAAGUUGCUCCGUUAGACAUUGAUCCUGUUACCGUUGUUAGUGGAGGUGAUAAAAAUUCUGUUGUAUUCUGUGAAAAUAUGCCAUCAUCGACUACAGAGUCGGAUUUGUAUGAUCUAUUUGGAAGUAUAGCUCCUGUUGUUAAAGCACAAUUGCAAAUUAACUCAGAGGGUGAUUUCACAAGAAAUUCAGUCUGUCAGUUUGAAACCGCGGAAGAUGCAGAGGUGUGCGUUGAAAAAUUGAAUAAAUAUACUUAUGGUGAUCAUGAGCUAAAAGUAUCGUAUGCCAGGUAUUGA
Messenger RNA from Kluyveromyces marxianus DMKU3-1042, 1362 nucleotides. RefSeq names its product RRM (RNA recognition motif) (gene HRB1). Gene Ontology annotation, cellular component: cytoplasm; nucleus. Gene Ontology annotation, molecular function: mRNA binding. Bases 1 to 1362 code for a protein of 453 amino acids. The transcript is spliced from 2 exons. NCBI's taxonomy places the organism in Eukaryota, Fungi, Ascomycota, Saccharomycetes, Saccharomycetales, Saccharomycetaceae. The record is from RefSeq and is a predicted model, not a curated record.